This is a messenger RNA of Esox lucius (northern pike), 1568 nucleotides long. It is a transcript of the gene atp6v1d, whose product is annotated as ATPase H+ transporting V1 subunit D. The record is from RefSeq and is marked provisional. NCBI's taxonomy places the organism in Eukaryota, Metazoa, Chordata, Actinopteri, Esociformes, Esocidae. Gene Ontology annotation, molecular function: proton-transporting ATPase activity, rotational mechanism. Gene Ontology annotation, cellular component: proton-transporting V-type ATPase complex.
GCGCUAGAUGUUAUGAAGAUCACGACAUCGGUUACAAAAAGAUUCUCCGAAUACAAUAAGAAGUGUGACAUUUACAUUUCUAGUUAUCUCAUCAUCUAAACGUAGUUCAUACGGAUUUUACGUAAAUAAUACUGUUUCCAAACAAAGCAGGGCACGAUGUCAGGAAAAGAGAGGAUCGACAUAUUCCCUUCAAGAAUGGCCCAGACCAUUAUGAAGGCCCGUCUGAAGGGGGCCCAGACUGGGAGAAACCUACUGAAGAAGAAGGCUGAUGCCCUGUCUAUGCGCUUCCGCCAAAUCCUACGCAAGAUCAUUGAGACAAAGACCUUGAUGGGUGAAGUGAUGAGGGAGGCGGCCUUCUCUUUAGCUGAGGCAAAAUUUGCUGCUGGCGACUUCAGCACCACUGUCAUCCAGAAUGUGAACAAGGCCCAGGUCAAGGUUCGGGCUAAGAAGGACAAUGUUGCGGGUGUCACUCUACCUGUGUUUGAGCACUACCAGGAAGGAGGGGACAGUUAUGAGCUGACAGGUCUGGCCAGGGGAGGAGAGCAGGUGUCCAGGCUGAAGAGGAACUAUGCUAAAGCCGUGGAACUGCUAGUGGAGUUGGCCUCUUUACAGACUUCCUUUGUCACACUGGAUCAGGCCAUCAAGAUCACCAAUCGCCGUGUGAAUGCCAUCGAGCACGUGAUCAUCCCCCGCAUUGAGCGCACCCUCAGCUACAUCAUAACAGAGCUGGAUGAGAGAGAACGAGAGGAGUUCUACAGGCUGAAGAAGAUCCAGGAGAAGAAGAAACAGAUGAGGGAGAGGACCGAGAAGGAGAUAGCCGCCCGUCUGGCCCUGCUGGGCCCCAUCGCCGAGCCGUCCAACAUGCUCACGGAGGAAACCGACGAGGACCUGCUGUUUGAGUGACGUUUUCACCCGUUCCUACCGGUCACCUGCUUUACCUGGGUCGGCCGAGUUUACUCUGUCAACCACAUACUAUUUAUUCUGUGCCUCAAAGGCCAUAUUGACGUCUUCAUUCUUGGGCGAAAAGAAAAAAGUUCUGGUUUUGUGUGUGCACAUCUGUGAUGUUUCGUUAUGUGAUUUUCAGUAUUGGAAAUGUGUCCAGAUGUACGUACCUGUUUAACGUCAGGUUUGUUGCUAACAGCAAUCCCAUCAGUUGACUUUGUUAAAUCUGAGAAGAUUUAUAAUUUAAGUAAUUAAAGGAAAUAAUAUGUACUGUACAUUGAGUAGGGUUAAAUUAAAUGGUUCACAUGUGAACUGUAUAUAGCAUUCCAUCUGAUAAUGUGAGGACAUUGAUUGCUAUGCAUUGUUUACAGUUCCAUCAGAACAAAGGCAAUGUAUGCAGUCAUUUUGUGCGUGUAUAACAGGGCGGAGUUGUUUCCCGCCAGAGUUUGACUGUUCUGGAGGCUGUGGUCUCCCCAUAUCAUUGGGGUUGUAUUGACCAUAGAUGACGACAUUCUAUUGCUACUGUAUAGACCCUAUCCGAAGACAAUAUAUGUUUCAAAGCUCAAACCUAAUAACCCACCCCACUUUGUUGGAACACUUCAUCCAAAUAAAAAAAAGUAACUGUU